AUGAGAGCGGCAAACGCACCUCCUGCCUCGGAUAAGUUUCAGUUCCUUUCGGACAAGGCACUGACUGCUUGCAUCAAGCGCCUUGGCAAUCAAGCACGUUGGCGAGAUGUCAUCGACAUUAUUGAGGAGACACGCUUGCAGGGCUUUCAGCCGAAUACGAUUUCUAUGAAUUCCGCGCUGACGGCCUUCACGCGAAGUUACAGGUGGGCGUGGGGAAUUCUGUGCUUUGACUCCUUGGAGAAGGGAAGGCCCGACAUGAUAUCUUGCGGUGCAGCCAUCCACGCCUACGGUCUGGGAGGCUGCUGGACGGGGGCAAUGAAGAUCUUCCGGUCCAUGAAAUUCCGCAGACUUCAGCCGGACGCCACAACCUUCAACGAGGCCCUCGCUGCCUGUGAGCGAGGGAGUCAGUGGCAAGACGGGCUGACUCUGGGGCGCAGCAUGCCAGCGCUUGGUCUUCAGCCAGAUGUUGUCACAAGAGGAAGCAUGGCCUGUGCCCUUGGGCGAGGAGCUCUGUGGCGGCUGGCUGUCAGAUUUCGCGCGGGAUCGGCAGCUCUUGGCGGCGCGAUCAUCACUGCCUGCGCGUCAGCGGUGCAGUGGAGCUGGUCGCAGGAGGUGCUGGGUGCGCUGCGGCGGGACUCCGAAGCCCGGCUUCAGAUCUGCCGCGGCGCAGUUUUGGCCGCCCUGGCACGCAGCAGCCGCUGGGAACUGGCCUGUGCCGAGUUGCAGGAGAUGUGGAGCCGGGUUCCCCAGGAGGCCGCGCCGGACAUCCGGGCCUACAACGUGGUCAUUAGCGCCUGUGAGCUGAGUGGUCGCUGGCGCCAGGCGCUGCUCCUGCUCAAGGCCGCCAGGAGCAACAAAUUGGAAAGCGACGAGGUCAGCCACGCGGCUGUGGCGAGUGCUUGCACUCGCCGUGGCCUGGCUUGGGCCUUUGCCCUUUGGAUGUUGGAGGUCCACAGCGGCCCCAGGGACGCGGUGCUGUUGACCACGGCGCUGACGGCCUGCGAGGUGGGGCAGCGCUGGCACAGUGCCAUGAAGCUGCACCAGGCCUUCAAAGGCUUCGGCUUGGAAGCCGAUGAAGCCGCAAACUUGGCCGCUGCAGGCGCCUGUCAAAGAGCCGCGUGCUGGCUGCAAGCUUUGUCCUACCUCACGCCUUCCGUCUCCGUGGGAAACGCCGCCAUCGCGGCCUGUCGUUCACACUGGCAGCAGGGGCUCUUCCUCUUCGCCCGUAUGCCCGAGCGAGAUGUCCUGUCGUCCGAGACUCAACUCGCGUGA
Molecule: messenger RNA, 1272 nt
Organism: Effrenium voratum
Lineage: Eukaryota; Dinophyceae; Suessiales; Symbiodiniaceae
Source: the annotation of a GenBank genome assembly